Styela clava is the source of this 1674-nucleotide messenger RNA. RefSeq lists its product as uncharacterized. NCBI's taxonomy places the organism in Eukaryota, Metazoa, Chordata, Ascidiacea, Stolidobranchia, Styelidae. The record is from RefSeq and is a predicted model, not a curated record.
AUUAAUUGAAAUAUAUUAUAUUAAACCACUAUUUGUGGACAUUCCUCGGGCAAAGCUUGAAAAAGCACUUGCAGAGACACCUCUACGUUAUCCCGCUUCUUCAGGAAGACCAGAGAUAUGGAACAGCAGAUUGCACAAACGUUGUGGCUUCCGCCAGGAAUGUGUCUUCUAAAUCCUGUACCCACAAUGCAAUUUCAACCUACAUCAGCAAUAGCAGCGCAUCAUCAGAUGACGUCACAAUUUGUCAAACAACAACAAAUGAUAACAGUGCCGGCCACAAAUUUAAUUCAAAGUCCACAUUAUCUUCAACAAGCACAUAUAUUGCCGUCACCAGCACAAAACAUCAUACACAUUCCCGGGAUCCCAUUUGACAACUUACUACUUCCAUCUACCGGUAAACAACCAUACGAAAUUCAACAGCCUUUGAUGGAAAUCCCACAGUGUCAAACUCUAAAUCUUCAACCAGACAAACAAAUGUCUCUGGCACAGAACGCAACACUUUUCCCAACUGAAGCAUCAUUCCAAAGGCACUUUAUGACAACAAAAGUAAUAAAAAAGAAAAGAAUCUCACCUUCAGCAAAGAGGAGAAGCAGACUGAGGUUAAUUGCUUUUCUUGAAUCAAAGAAGAAACAGCAAAACGAACUUUUAAAUUCUUCAGACGAAAACACAAUGCUUCAAGCGCCCGACCAUGCGUAUCCUGAUGACGCAACAACUCCGCCAUCUUCUGAUGAUGUCACACUGUCACCUGGCUCGUCUUCGUCAUGAAUGGUUCAUCCGCAUAUUCACUUCUCAUUUCCACUAGUGAGACGGAACAUAACUAUAUAUUGAUCACAUUUCCGAAUAUAUUGAAUAUAAAACUCUGACAAGAAACUAUAUUUUCAUUUCAAAUGUUUCUUAUAAUGAUUGUUUAUAAACAAAUGCAUAUUAGAAGCGAUGAUUUAUAGAAUCAUCUACGAAUUUACAUUUGUUCAGUGGCACUUUUCUGACAAAUUUCAGUAUUGAUAAUAUAUUCUUAAAUGAAGUGUUCAUGAGUGGCAAAAAAUAUAGUCAAGCAUACAAGAUAAGUCGACACAACGAAUAUAUCAUAACUUUUAAAUGAACAGUAUCAAGAUUAAUAAACGGUUAUCAACUUUAUCGAUUUAAUUAAUUUGAUUAAAUAUAAAAUCAUUUUUGAUGUUUUUCACAAUAUAUAUUGCACUGCUUUUAACGCGUAAUAAUAUAAGGCUGACUAAUUUUUAGUCUUUUCAGCCAAAAUGACUUACAACAAUUCGGAAUGAUAUUACAAAUAUUUCAUUAAAUUUGUCCAAAAGAGUGUUUCAACACAGUUCUUCGUAUUUAAUACUGAUUUGUUUCGCAUCAUAAACUUGAAAUUAAAUAUCAGGUUUGAUAAAUUGUUAAACACAUUAUGAGUUAAUUUUGUAUUAAUGUAUAUUCAUGACAGUCAAGAUAUAUUUUAAUAAAAAAUUAUUAAAUCGAAGUAUUACCAAUAAAUUAUCAUUUAUAAUUAUUCUUAACUUGCCAAACCCUUCUUGACCACAAUUUUGAGCCAUGUAGUCAACAAAAAUGUCGUUGAAGUUUCUUCUUUCCUAUUUUCUUCGUUUGUUUUUAUUACUGAUUAUGCAUACUACUGUUUAUUUUAUGAUUAAACGAUGAAUAAAAUAAUGUUAUGUUUGA